This is a messenger RNA of Pseudo-nitzschia multistriata, 3545 nucleotides long. The record is from the annotation of a GenBank genome assembly. Lineage: Eukaryota; Bacillariophyta; Bacillariophyceae; Bacillariales; Bacillariaceae.
CGGUAGCUGAGGAAUGAUCUAACGACAGCCAUUUCAGAGACGACGGUUUCCCUUCUCUUUCUCGUCCUUCUUUUAACUGAGCUCGGUGGAAUAGGCCAACCUCAAGGUACCAAAGCAUAUGCAUAUCAACCAACUUUGAAGACUAUCCUGUUACUUCUUACAAUGGAAAAGCUGUUGGACAAGAAACUCUGUCAUUUUUUCCACUCUUACGAUCUCCGACAUCAAACAUGGUAGCUAUACGGCCAAACGAAAGACCACACUCUCUCUCUUUGCAUAGAAUACCAAGAUGGCUUCUGGUUGUAGGUAUCAGUUUCGCGGUGAUGAUUAUGAAUUCGAUUAGGUACCAAGCCUCCGACGCAGCAAUAAACGGUACAGCAAAAUCCAAGUUCGAAGUGAUUUUUCCAAGACCCGACGGUUCGAAGGACUACAACCUCGUAAAAGGGACUAAGACGUCGUUCGAUGCAUUUAGCUUCUAUUUGAUGGGGGACACACCGGUACGUCUCCAACGAUUUUAAGAAGAAUUUACUGCACGAAAUUUCGAAGGUACUCGGAAUAUUGUAACUGCACUGCUCACUGUUAUGGACUGCUACUUUUGCACAUUGUUUCUUCAUUUCCACCGCAGUACAGAGGUUGGCAGGAAGCAAGGCUGACCCUUCAAAUCUCCGAAAUGAAAGAAUACGUUAAGGGACAUCCAGAGCGCAAUCUAGCGUUUACGGUUCAUGUGGGCGACAUUCAAAAAGUAAACCGCACAAAGUGUGCAGAAUCUUCAUACAAUAGGACUUCUGCAAUAUUAACAGAAGGGUGAGUGAUUCCGAGGCUAUGUUUUGGUGGCAGUUGAUCGGCUCUAAUGCUAACCUUCCUGUCACAUGUUUUUGUACACAUGAUUGCAGCCCUCUACCCACACUUGUCGUACCCGGCGACAACGAUUGGUACGACUGCCCAAAUCGAACAGAAAGCUUUAAUUUCUUUUUGAAGUACUUUGGCGCAUUUGAAACUCGAUGGCAUAAGAAGGACUACAUGUCCUUAGGCAUAGAAAGAUCGAAAGAGAAUAAAGAAUUGUUCGUUUUCUACAAAGAAGGAAUAUUGUUCAUAGGUCUCCAUUUGAUCAAUGCUCCAUUAGACCACGAGGACAUCGAAUCUUGGGAUGCUCGCAUGAAGAUCAACAAAGAAUGGAUGGCAAAAAAUAUUGAAUCCUACUUUCAAAAGUCAGAGAUUCGUGGAGUUGUUUUGUUGGGACACUGCUUGCGUUCCCCACGCACGCGUCCCUUCUUUUUGACAGUAGCUGAUUACUUUGUCAACAUUACUCACCGUGAAAAUUUACCAGUUGUCUAUUUACACGGAGAUGGACACAAGUGGGAUGUCGACACCAAACUUUCCCACCAACUCCAUUGGAAACACUUUCGUGAUAUUCAGGUAGAUCAGGGUGGUUUGGCAGACCCAAUUAUCGUUGAUGUAGCAAGUCAAAAGAGAGGAAAAUUAAAUGUUUUGAAGAAAAGAAGCGACCUGGAGUUGGUUAUUGGAAAAGGCAUGUUCCGGAUCGACCGGCAACGAGGAAAGUACGAAAAUCCGAAAGAGGUGGUGGCUGGAAAAUAUAUCUAGGAAACGCUUUAGAUCAAAUCAAAACUAAAUUCAGAAAAAUCCCAACCUAUCAUUGCUAAUUACUGAGACUGUUAUGUUCUAUUCGUAACCUAGUGUUCCUUAUUCAUGUGAUACAGAAGAACACAGUGACUUUUGAAGUAUCCAGUUCAUAAAGAUAACUUCAAACUUUUCGGAAUUGUCGCAACUUUGGAUUCAAGAUACUUCGAAGUUGAUGUUGUACAAUAUUAUGAUUAAACAUUUACUUUCUUGGUUACGACAUUCUCAAUUGGUAAUCUCCGUUCGCCGUUAUGUACCGUACCCACGGCAAUGCUUGGUAUCCGCUCUUUUCAAUGAUUUUCAGAUACCGCACUUGAAUACCGCUUACGGUAAAGUAUGGAAUUUCAAAAUUGACGCUAAUGGGUUUCUUCCACGAAUUCUCUCCCUUUUUCUGGCCAUCUGGAUCAACAUCUGCUGCACUGAUCGAAGGCAGUCCAAAAUGCGCUCUCAUCAGGUAUUCUCUUCCCCCGUGGAAUUGCUUUAUGUUCCAAACAAUAGCAUCCUUGUCGGGGAGAUAGGUUACGUUUCCGAUGCUAGAUUUGAAUGAAGGACUGUCGACGUCCGGUGGAACUGGAAUAACAAUCUCAACAUUGUUGGCUACACUUCGCGACUUAAAUUGGGAUCUGGUCUUGAUCAUGUACUCGAUACGUGAUCCCUUGUGCGGUUCAACAACCGCUUCGACCCAAAUCAAUGGCUUCACAUGCGUAUUGAGGCGGUACGUCAUCAGAUCGAAUUCACCAUCCGGGGGAAUGAAAGAAAUUGUUCUGUCGUUUUCAAAUCUUGCCAAUCGCACACACUGAUGGAAUUUGAUAUCUUCAAGCUCCACUGACUUCCCUUUGGCUUGGUUUGCGCGUCCGGUUGCUUCGAACAUGAGCUUAUCAUUCAAUCCGAGUUUCAAUUCCGGCAUUCCCGACAAGAAGGAUCUCAUUUUGACAGCCGCGUUAAUUUCCGAGUGCAAAACAGUUCCAUUCGCAGCAACCAGCAGAUUCAAUUUCUCUACUACAUCCAGGAAAAUCUCAUUCUUUUUGUGUUUGAUUCCCUCUGCUCUCCAGGAAACCGCAUUCGUCAAGGCCACAGGAGGUUUACUCUUAGAAUCUUCGGCCAUUCGAUUUGCGUCCUGGGUGAUAAAGGAACGAAGAAUAUUACUAUCUAGUGAUUGUGGCAUACCGUGAUCCAUCGUUUCAUCUAACAAUUCAUAGAUUACCACAAAGUUGUCCCGAAUCGAUUCCUCUUCCAAUGACCCGAAAUAAUCCUUGAAUACUUGUGCCAAACGAUACAAGAAUGUAAAGAUCAAAAACACAUUCGAGUUUUUGGUGGUUACAGCACAAAGAUAAACAUUUUGGUGCUAAAUGCCGCCAUGUACAUUUCGAAAUACCGAUUCCAAAGGAAAAUACCGGUUUAGUGAUGAAAGUUGGAAAUGGAUCCAAAUGGCACCAACGAAUUACGACACUUCAAAAUGACUAACAAUGAAUUGCAUCACAUUUCGACAACACAAUCUUAAUCGGAAAAAUCUUGAAGGGACGUGUAGACGUAGUACUUACUGAUACGUAGACAUAGUGUUCUCCCCCCGUACCGGUUUCCCCAACAUUCUCUCCAGAUUGCACAUCGCCGUUUACGUCUACAUGAAAAACCGGUUUCUUGGCCUCUUCCUCGACGUCGACAAGAUAUGUAGCAAAACGUUCGAUGACCUUAUUCAUUACGACAUCGCCUCGGUAGUUUCGGCUGAUGAUAGCCUUGCCUUGGAGAUCCGUGAUGAAGACAGCCGACGCAACCAUGAUGCUGAAGGUGAUAAAAAUGUGGCAUUUGCAACGGAGAAUCGGCCUCCAGAUAUGACUUUGCGCGUCGUUUGUUGAGAUUGGUUCAAAAAUUGCACCACACUCGAAAAAUGCGAAUAGAAUAUUAGGGGCAGA